AUAAUAAAUUGUAUAAACUGAUAAGUCAUGCACCACUCUUUUGCAUCAGCCAUUUGUCUGUUCAAAACGGUUUCGGCCCUCCUCUGUCUCUGCAGGCUGUCAGAGGAAGUGGUUCUCACUUGCAUGGUAAGCAACUGUGCAAAGUGAAAUUUUAAAAAAAAUUUAAAAAAAAAAGAUACCGCUUGUUGUGUAGCACAGAAUUGAAUUCAAAGCAAUUUAAUACAUCAUUAAAUGUUGAAUCUGAAUGAGUAAAAUGAUGCAGUGUCCAGUUACAUCUGUAAUAGGCAAAUCAUUUUGGAGGGAAGGAAAUGUACUUCAGCCAGAUAUUACAGCGAGUUCUCAAGACUUUCCAGCUUCGUCACACCCCAUAAAAAAUCAUCACUAUAACGUAUUUCAACAAACACAACCUUGGGGGCCCACGUUUGGGUCAGGUGCAAAAGGCCCUUUGCUGAUGACAGCAUAAUCCUGAAGCCUACAUUUACUGUCAAUUUAAAAAUAUGUCCCUUCAUAUUGAAUGACGCACUCUCGUUGUGCUAAGUCUACUAGGCUACUGAUGCUUUUCAUAUUCACAAUAGAAACAAAGACAAUUUGGAAUAACAAAAAAAAAAACCGUCGAAGUAAGUAAAUAACUCACCCCUGAGGCAACGCUAUAACCACGUUGCCCAACAAUCUUGUAUUGUUGGUGUUGCGGAAGAUGGAAGAAAAAAACGCCCAACCCUCUUUGCACACCACCUCCACCUACUGGUAGGAGGGCCAUAUUAGCUUCCCUAACGGUUGUGUUACGUCUUCAUGGUGUUGAAACUGUUUUUAUUUAUUCAUUUUAGAUUGUACGUAGGGUACUCAAUCAAUACAACCACUCUUCUUCCUUCAUAUACUCCUUCUCAGGUUCAUCUCGACCGAGAUUAUAAAGGAAGAGUACGUGGUAGAAAGACGGUUUUCUCUGCGAUAUACAAGAUGGUUAACGGUCUUCAGGCAGUUGGUUCGAACCCCCUUCAUUGCAUCUUGUUUGACAGUGAAACGACACGGUCAAAAACACGCGAGUCACUCGUUUCAAGUGGAAAAAUAUCAGGGAGGGGACAGGUGGAAUUAAAACUCCUUAACAAAUUUGGUCGAACCGGAUUGGGCUCGAGGAGAACUGUGUCCUCCAAAACACUGGGUGUCUAACCGCACAGGCCCAGUUGCAAAGAUAGACGUGGCUUGGUGAGAAAUAAUGGUAAGCCAGAAUUUGUGUUCCACGAUAUGUCUGAAACCGCUCUCCUGCGCUCAUUUUUGCGGUAGAUGGCAGUGUGGCCAGCCACUCAGACCGGAAGAGGAAGUCACAGUCGCGUUGUUUACCAUGGCGACGGGAACGCUGUGUUUUGAAAUUAGCUCGCGGAGAGUGUCACAAGGAUCAGCAUUCUUUUUCUUCGUGGCUUUAGUUCGUUGCCAGCAGUUUGUUAUCCCAUAUAGAGAUCCAAGUGACUGUGGCGUGGAGGAAUUCUACGAUAUAUCGAGUUUGUCGUGUGCGAGUUGUGGUCCGAAUCAACGGCGUAGCGCAACAGGACAAAGUUGUAUCUGCAAAUCUGGAUACCGCACUCUCACCACAGAUAAGACCUUGAUGUUUUGUGAGCAAUGUCCCCCUGACAGGCCUGGUGUUACCACGGACGGUUUCAAUUGUAUCCGCUGUCCAGGAAGCCUCAGUGAUGUGGGGAAUUGCAUGUGUCCACCAGGUGCAAUCCUAGUUGAAAGAGACAUCAAUGGUAACAUUUUGCUUGAGGCCCAAUGUCAAAUGUGUGUCAAAAGUGACCCAGCAUUUUCACUACCAAAUGCCCAUGGAGACAGGUGUGAACAAUGUCAUGCUUCCUUCAUCAACUCAUCAUGCCAGUGCAAAUCUCCUAAUGUCCAGGCAGGCGGAUUAUGUUUCCCCUCAGGUAGUCUGACCACAACAGUGAAUCCAAGUGUUAACUUUGCUCAAUUGAAAUUCAGUGUCCAGUCUGCCUGGUUCUUGAAAAACUUGUACUCAUCAUCUGCAGCAUGCCUUGUCUACUCUAAUGUCACGGCAUGUCAGGCCUUGGGGAACAUGUGCGUGAUGAACAUGCACUCCUUCAGUAGUGUUAACUCUGAUGCCUGUGGCCUCUUUAACACUAUCUUGAGGUCAAGGGCUGCUCUGAGUUCAACUCAUGAUAUUUCUUACUGGAGAGUUGGCCUUCCAUGGCUAUAUUAUGGUGAUGAACCAGGACUUGCAAGUCGAGUAUUGCGGACUGAAUCGGUUCCUAUUGGAUUCAGUUUUAGAGGGAAAAACAGGAACUCAGAUAUCAAGCUUAUAGCUGCAGUGUACAAUGUCAGAGGAGAGUUUCUGAGAUGGGAAGACAUUGGAGGAGGGAAUCUUCAGCUGUGCCAAGAUACAACCACAAGACUGUCCGCUGCCUUUAUUUUUGGAACCACGUAUGAACAGUCUUGUGAUCUCCCUGUAGCACAGCUGCUAGAUUCUCAUCCUGAGCCGUUGUUCUAUGAUGUGUUCAUGGAUAUCGGUGGGGGAGAGAACAGGAAGCUCCUCCCGCUGCCCACACUGGUCGAUAACCAGCAAUAUUACGGACAGUCCAUCAACCAGGAGAGAAUGCAGAACUGGUAUCUCUCUCGACGUAUGUUCCUAGUGGACACUCUGAGUGGACGGGAGAAAACCACUUUUUCACUCCCUAAAGUCAUCCGUGUGGCCAGCAGCAUCAAGAUCAGCUUCCAGUUAGUGCCACGGACACAGGCAGGACAAGUUUUCCCUCCUCUUCUCAGUGUGGCCUACACGGAUGUUCCCAUCAUCAAUGUCGACAAACAAACCGUGCCGGUUUCAUUUGCUGUAGAGUACAAGAUGGAUCAGAAUGAGGCUCGCAUAAAGACAAAGACAGCUCUGGGUGUGCUCGGUGGUCUGGCUGUCAUCUACUCCCUGCUGAAGACGGUCAGCUGGAAGAGAAGGAUUGCAUCGCCACUUAUCGAUGUAGAGACAAUGUUCAAGUUUCUAUUAUUUUAUGCUGGAGAUCUGGCCAAUGUCUUCUUUGCUGUCACCGUUGGAACUGGAGUCUACUGGCUCAUCUUUUACAAGGCUCAACAGUUUGUGACAGUGGUGCUGCCGUUGCCUGUUGAAGAAGAGCAGUUUGUCACAUACAUCGGUUGUGCGUUUGCUCUUAAGGCGGUUCAAUUUCUGUACAAACUCGUCCAGCAGUUGUCUGUGGAUGUGUUCUUCAUCGACUGGGAGAGGCCACGAUGCAAAUCCAGCAAGACACUGCAAGGUGAGCAGAAACGUGAGGCUGCUCUGGUGAGCAUAUGGAGGACUUACUUUGUGGCCAACGAAUGGAAUGAAAUUCAAACCAUCCGCAAGAUCAGUCCCACGUUUCAGAUCAUGGCGGUGCUCUUCUUUCUAGAGGUGCUGGAAUUCUCAAAUCUUGCUUUAAGGGAUCCCUUGCCAACUCUACAGCGCCCUCCAGAGGCCUACACUCCUUCUUACAGCCUGACUCUCCGAUAUGGUCUGGCAAGUGCACUCUGGAUCUCUAUUGGAUUUCUGCAGGUGAUGUUCUUCACUCUAAUCCAUGAGCAUUUUGUCGAAGACAAAAUCAGACAGUUUGUCGAUCUGUGCUCAAUCAGCAAUAUUUCUGUGUUGCUGUUAUCCCACCGAUGUUUUGGUUACUACAUUCACGGGCGGUCGGUUCAUGGCCAUGCUGAUACCAACAUGGAGGAAAUGAACAACAAUCUAAAGAGAGAAGCUGAAUCACUGUGUGGUCAAAGAGGGCUCCUUCCGAACACAGAAAUCCAGACCUUUCAGAUCUCCCUGACCAACCACCUGAGGCUGCAGUAUGACCGAAUAAGGGAGUCAAUCAACCGACGCACUGGACCCUCACGUCUCAUGGACGCUUCUUCAGGCAACCAGUUUGAACAAAAUAUCCGAGCCUACUACACCAUGAACCACUUCCUGGGCUCCAUUAUUGACCAUGCCCAUCCUGACAUGGACUAUAUAGUGAAGGACAAGCUGGCGUUUGAGAGGGUGAUUGGGAUGGAGUUCCUUGAACCCAGUGAGAAAAGCAUAUUUUACAACGAUGAAGCCCACUCUUUCAGUGACGUUCUGUUUUAUGGAAACGAGGCCACCCUGCUCAUCUUUGACACGUUAUUCUUCUGCGUCGUCGACCUCAGCUCACAGAGCUUUGUACUAGCUGCCAUACUUACAUACAUUCAGCAAACGAUUUUCCGUAUGAUCCGCAACACUCUUGGACGGAGGAACCUCGUCAACAAGACUCUAGUGGAUGAAAGAUUUCUCAAUUAAUGUGCUUUAUUUAUUAUUGCUUUACCUUCUGACUAGGUUCUGUUCAUUUUCACUGUUGUUUUUAUUAGAAUAAUUUUUUUAGUGGUUUUAUAGAA
This is a messenger RNA of Synchiropus splendidus (mandarinfish), 4380 nucleotides long. RefSeq names its product transmembrane protein 67 (gene tmem67). The record is from RefSeq and is a predicted model, not a curated record. NCBI's taxonomy places the organism in Eukaryota, Metazoa, Chordata, Actinopteri, Syngnathiformes, Callionymidae. Gene Ontology annotation, biological process: cilium assembly. The transcript has 28 exons. The coding region runs from base 1211 to 4285 and encodes 1024 amino acids. Gene Ontology annotation, cellular component: MKS complex; ciliary transition zone.